Molecule: messenger RNA, 1048 nt
Organism: Medicago truncatula (barrel medic)
Lineage: Eukaryota; Viridiplantae; Streptophyta; Magnoliopsida; Fabales; Fabaceae
Product: GATA transcription factor 16
Exons: 3
Coding region: 327-716 (129 amino acids)
Biological process (GO): regulation of DNA-templated transcription
Molecular function (GO): sequence-specific DNA binding; zinc ion binding
Source: RefSeq, a predicted model, not a curated record
UCUUGAAAUUUCCAUUUCCACUUAUUAUUCUGUUGGCAGCAGAAGCAUACACGUCACAUAAACACGUGGCAUUUCCAAAGUUCAAAACUUGGCCACUAUAUUUUAGAGAAAAAAACAAGGGCAUUUCAGUCAUUGUGUAGGUCAGUCUUAGGAUUCUUUUGAGGGUAUUUGCUUGCAUAUUAGUCGGUUUGUGUAUUUGGUUAUAUCCAUUUUCUCUCAGUAGUGUUUUGCAGUACAAACAAGUUUCGUUUCGGUGUGUGAUUCGGUUACUACCGUUUCGUUCAUAUUUAAUUUAACCCAUUAUUGUUUCGGUGUUUCUGAAUCAAAUGGGAAUCAUGGAUCAAAUGGAUAAGGAAUGUUGUUCAUACGAUGAAAUGGGUGUGAUCAAGAAAUUUUGUGCUGAUUGCAAAACCACUAAAACCCCACUUUGGAGAGGAGGACCAAAUGGACCCAAGACGUUGUGCAACGCUUGUGGAAUAAGGUAUAGAAAGAGAAGAGGUUGUUGUAGCAAAGGACAAGAAAGGGAAAGGAAGAGAGAGAAAGCAGAAGCAACUAGCAGUGAUAAUGAUGAUUUGAGUGAGUGUUUGAAAAUGAAGUUAGUGGCAUUGGGUGAAGAGUUUUUGUUGCAGAAAAAACAAAGAAUGAUUAAAUUAGGUGAAGAGGAACAAGCUGCUGUUUGUUUGAUGGCACUCUCUUGUGGCUUUGUUUUUGCUUGAACAUCAUUCAACAAGUUAGCAUUUUGCUGUUAAAUAUCAUCUAACCUCUUUUUUUUUUUUUUGUUUUCUCUCUUUCUUUGGAGCAUUGUAAAGUGAUAUUUAUCCUUUCUUUAGUUAUUAUUUAGGAAGGGUAUGUAAAUUUCACUGACUUCUCCAAAUCUUGUUAGGGACUAGGGAGUGAGGUGGCCAUCCAAAUCCAAAAAGGAGUGCCUUUUUUUAUUUUUAUUUUUAUUUCUCUUUUGUUUAUACAUCUAUGCUAAUUUGUUCAGCCUCAGUUCAGUUAGUUAUUAGUGUAAGUAUUUCACAUUUAUGAAUAUGGGUGAUUGUUAUUA